Mytilus californianus (California mussel) is the source of this 2291-nucleotide messenger RNA. RefSeq lists its product as uncharacterized. Gene Ontology annotation, molecular function: RNA binding. The transcript has 9 exons. NCBI's taxonomy places the organism in Eukaryota, Metazoa, Mollusca, Bivalvia, Mytilida, Mytilidae. The record is from RefSeq and is a predicted model, not a curated record. The coding region runs from base 112 to 1518 and encodes 468 amino acids.
ACAUACCGAGUAGGCAAGAUCACUUGAAGAUGGAACUAUCGUGGUUCAUUCACAUUGAAAUGGACUGAGUUACUAAGUCUAUAACAGUAAGGUGGUCACGGACAGGACACCAUGUUCUACUCUUGUUUUAUCGGCCAUCUUCCUUUCAAGGUAACCAAGGAAGAGCUGUACAACUUGUUUGUUGGCUGUGGAGAAAUACACGAUAUAUUUGUGUGUGAUGAAAGUAAUAAAUCUUCUUAUAAUUAUGGCUUUGUGAGGUAUAAAACUAGCGAACAGGCUCUCAAGGCUGUUCAAGAAUUAAACAACUGGCCUAUUCAUGGGUCUCAUAUGAUUGUUGACAUAGCCAAGGAUACAGCUCAAAGAAUAAGAGAAGAGAAGAAAUUGAACAAUGAUAGAAUGGUGAAGUGUACUGGUCCUCGCCCUCCUCCUAUAUGUGAUAAGGAAAUGGAUUCAAAUACCUUGGUACAAGAUAUCAUGUAUAUUAGCCGUCUGAAAGAAACUUGUGCCAGUCUCAAUUAUAAAGUUAACAGUGGUUUACUAGGAGAUGAAAAUACAAAAUCAUUGAACGUGGACAAACUAUUAGACAAAAUGGCAGAACAACCACUGGAGAGAAUUAAAACAGUCAGAGGAGAAUUCAAUGAAGAUUUAACUCCUGAGAAAAUACGUGACAGAUUAUUAGAAAGUGAUAAAAAGAGCAGCAGUGUAGAUAUUAGUAAGACAGCCAGUUUUGUCAAGGCUUUACAGACAGUUGUUGGAACAGUAAAUUCAUUCCUUCAGGAGCUUACAAUAGAACCAAAUGUACCAGUAGAUCUAAUGAAAAACCUGGUGGAAAGUCCACAGUUGGGUAAUCAUCAGCAGGAACAAGAAACCAGUGUCAACAAAACCAGUGGUGAAAAUAUUCAAGGUGUAGAUUUGAACAUCAAACAAAAAGAUAUGAACUCGAGGAAACUUCUAGAGAGAGAACCAGUCUUACAAAACAGUAGAAAUGUGAGGGAUGAUUGUGUUCUUGUUCCCCAGUCUCUACCUGUCUUGCUACGCUCUAACAGUGAUGAGGUUGAGGAUACCAGUAACUCUGAUUCAGAUUAUGAAGGACCUUCAAGGGAUUCUGGAAUUGAAUCCGAUGCAUUGACAGCGAAAAAACAUAAUAAGGCAUCAGAAGGGGUUGGUAGUUUAGAUUGUUUUGAUGGACGAUCUCAUUGUAUUACACAGACAACGAAUGCAGAGAGGAACACAACAGGUACAAGUGACAUGGUAUUAUCAGGACAAUCUAUGAAAAGUAUUGCGAAGACAUCAGAUGGAAAUAUGCUUACAAUAUGUUCAAGUGAGAUGGUAACAUCAGAAGGAUCCAAGCAGAAUAAUGAUUGUGCCAUUAUUGAGUCAUUCUUACAGAAUGCUUUGAAGAUUGGCCAGUCAUCUGAUGUAAGGAAAGACAAAGAAGGAAGCAGAACAGAAUAUUCAAGUCCUGUUUCUGUAGGCAGAGGAAUUGGUAGAGGUGUACUUGGGAUUUUUAAAAAGUGAAAGAUAACAGCUAAAAAAGGAAAAAUGCAAAUGAAAGAUCAAAAGAUGGUUUAAAGAACAGAGAAGAAAUUCAGCAUACAUACAGAUUCACAGAAUGCUGAAUUACAACAGAAAAAUACAGGAGUUUGAUGUCCAUUUUUCAUUUUUAUAUGUUUUAUAAGAUCUAUUUUUAGAUGUAGAAAUGCUAUAAAAGUGAUUUCUGACAGUCAGAAACAUUUUAUUCUUGAUACAGUUAAGAUUUCCAUUUUGAAAUAAGCAACUGAAAUUGGAAAAUUGAUUAAUUUCUUUUUCAUUGCAAUGACACACAGAACAUCACCAAAAGGCAAAAUAUGCCUCAUAGUAUUCAACUAACCUCCACCUCCUCAACCACCAGAAAGAGUAACUCACCAGUGGAACAAGUCCAAAUGAUAUUAGUUUUGUGAAUACAUUAUUAAAGUUUUGAGUAUUUUAACCGUGUCCCAUAAUUAGAAUGUUUAUAUGUAGGGUUUUAUGCACUUUCGUUUGUCCAUCAAGAUAAAGAUAGUUGAAGCUUAAAUUGAUGUAGAAAAAAUAAAUUUGUACGAGUUGCUGGAAUUGGUCUUAAUGACAAUCAAGUUAUGUUUAAGCAGAAAUGUUAAGAUGUGACCAUUUACAAUAUUAAUUAUCAGUUAAUACAAGUUUAUGAAGUUUAAAUGUAUAAAAAGCAUGAUAUAUAAAUUUAUGAAAUAUAUAUAUAUAUAUAUAUAUAUAUAUAUAUAUAUAUAUAUAUAAAGAAAAGUCAAAUAGAAUCCGUA